AUGUCCGCGCUGCGUCUCGCGUUAUGGCGCAAGCCCCUGCGCCCCGCGUCCCCUCUGCCCACCGACGAUGCCUCGUCCACCCCCACCGUCGAGAUGCGUCGUACACUCGGCCUCUUUGACCUCAUCAUGGUCGGCAUCGGCGGCACCGUCGGCUCGGGCGUCUUUGCCGUCGCUGGGCUCAUUGCCAGUCGCUACGCCGGUCCCGCCGCUCCUCUCUCGUGGCUUCUUGCCGGUCUCGGCUGUCUCUUGAGCGGCUUGAGCUUCAUGGAGCUCGCGUGUCUCCUCCCUACAGCCGGCAGCACCUACGCCUACGCGUACCACGCGCUAGGCGAGCUCCCCGCGCUCAUUGCCGGCUUCCUCUUGACGCUCGAGUACGGCGUCUCAAGCGCCGGCGGGGCCCGCAGCUGGAGCACGAAAGUAUCGCACUUAGUGGAAUCGUACGUAAGCGAAAAUAGCGCCCCGUCGCUGCACCCUUCAACAUCGCCGUCCACAGUCAAGGUUGAUGUGUGCGCCGGUCUCUUGACCGCCACGUGCAUGGCCGUUGGUCUCUGCGGCAUGGACACGAACAAAGUCCUCGUGAACGUCGUGACCAUGGCCAAGAUCACGGUCGUGCUGUUCAUCAUAGUCGUGGGUCUGUGGCACUUUCAGGCGUCGAAUCUCGUCCCGUUUGUCCCGGCUGAGCGCAUGGUCACUAUUCCGAAUAGUGACCCUGCCACGAAGUACGCUGCUUUUGGCUGGCCCGGUGUCCUCGUCGGAGCUUCAGCCAGUUUCUAUGGCUACAUUGGCUACGAUGAAGUAUGUUGCCUUGCAGGUGAAGCCAAAGACCCGGCCAAGAACAUCCCACGUGCUAUUGUCGGCACGAUCGUUGGGGCCGCGACGCUCAGCAUCCUCGCGACAAUGGCGCUCGUGGGCAUGCAAACGUACACGGCUAUUGACGCCGACGAAGCAUUUGGUACUGCUUUUACGAGCAUUGGACUGCCCUGGGCCGCGUCCUUUGUCGCUGUGGGUGAAGUGCUGACGAUGCCCAUCACGUCGUUCAUUGCGUUUCUGGCGCAGCCACGGGUGCAAUACGCCAUGGCAAAGGACGGACUGCUGCCCAAAGUGUUCGCAGACGUGGACGGCAAUGGCACGCUCUUUCGUGGCACGUUGUUGAGUGGUAUGGGCGCGACGGCGCUGGCUUUGUUUGUGCCUUUUAACGUGCUCUGGAACGUCAUUUCGCUCGGGAUUCUCGUUGCGUUUAAUUUAACCAAUAGUUCGCUUCUCAUGGUUCGAGCUACAACGAGCUCUAACGUGCAGGAGAGAGGUGCGGAGGAGGAAGCGACGCCGCCAAAGUAUUCGCCUGGUGCGAUGAUUGCAGCGUACCUGGUCUUUUCAUUUCUAGCUGCGGUUCACUGGCAGAAAGGAGUCGUUGCGAGCGUUUCGCUCUCGGCGACAACGGACACUGUGAUGUUUGAUCGCUAUAUGCAGACUGUGGGACCAUAUGCUGCUGCUCUCUUUUCGAUGAUUGCUAUUGCACUCAUGUUUGCGCUGAGUGACGUAGAAACGAAACAGAAAACUGUUGCUGCAAAGGCACGCGCUGCGCGUGCAGAUGCUGACGCUCCAGGUGCUGGAGCAACUGAUUUGCCGCUAAAGAAGUCUCAAGGCUCUCUUGUGACGGAUGAAGACAGCUGCCGUCUUCGGAGCGGCUCUUUCGAUCAAGACAAUGGCGAGAAGGACAUAAAAAUGGAAGAUGGUGAGGCUGAAUGUCAGCGUAAGCUAUCUGAAUCAAUGUCUUGCCCCGAACAAGACCGAUCGCUCUGUAGUGGGGCCUCAGAGGAUACCAGCGAGAGCAGUGGCGAUACGGUUUCAUCGUCUGGCGCUAGCGUCGGAGAAGACAGAGCUGACAAAGUGGUUUCGACGUUUCGAGCCCCAUUCGUGCCUUUCGCGCCGUGUGUAGCUAUCUUUUUCAACUGGUUCUUGUUUGCUCAGAUGGACGGUAUGAGUGUAUUGCUUAUUGUAGUCUGGUUGCUACUAGCUGUGGCCGUGUACUUUGGAUACAGCCGCCACCAUAGCCUGGCCUUCCAGCAGACCCAGUACCGCCAGCUUGCGUUGCAAGAGAAGUCAUGA
Molecule: messenger RNA, 2106 nt
Organism: Peronospora matthiolae
Lineage: Eukaryota; Oomycota; Peronosporomycetes; Peronosporales; Peronosporaceae
Source: the annotation of a GenBank genome assembly